CAGGUGAUACAGCAUCGUGAUAUCAUUCAAACUGAGUGCAACAGAGCCACAGCUGCUAAGAACAAACUGGAGAGUCUUUGCAGGGAACUACAGAAACGAAACAAAGAAGUAAUGCUCUUGUCUGAGAUGAUGGAAAAACAGAAGAAAUGUGAUGAUCUCUCCAUGCAAGAAAUGGAGCUAAAGGGACAAUUGUCUAUUUAUUCGGAAAAAUUUGAAGAAUUUCAGUCGACCCUCACAAAAAGUAACGAAGUAUUUUCAACAUUCAAAAAAGAGAUGGAUAAGAUGGCUAAAACAAUAGGAGAGUUAGAGAAAGAGUCCAAUACUUGGAAACUGAAAUAUGAGAAGUGUAACAGGAGCUUGUUAGAAAUGGCUGAUGAACGUAUACAACACGUUGAAACUGUUAAAGUUUUAAAAACUAAAAACGAUAAACUGGAGAAACUUUGUAGAGCCCUCCAGACAGAGAGGACAGACCUCAGUCAGAAACUUAAAAACCUAGAGGUCCAAGAUAAAGAAGAAUGUUUGGAAUCCGAAGAUAAACCUGAGACCACACCCCCAGAUGUCACGCCCAUCGAAACGCAAAAUGAAGAUUAAUUAUAAAUAAUAAAUUAUUUAAAAAUAUG
This is a messenger RNA of Amphimedon queenslandica, 620 nucleotides long. RefSeq names its product alpha-taxilin-like. The transcript has 6 exons. Gene Ontology annotation, molecular function: syntaxin binding. The annotation marks the transcript as partial. Lineage: Eukaryota; Metazoa; Porifera; Demospongiae; Haplosclerida; Niphatidae. The record is from RefSeq and is a predicted model, not a curated record.